Molecule: messenger RNA, 3070 nt
Organism: Archocentrus centrarchus (flier cichlid)
Lineage: Eukaryota; Metazoa; Chordata; Actinopteri; Cichliformes; Cichlidae
Gene: abraxas2
Product: abraxas 2, BRISC complex subunit
Exons: 9
Coding region: 196-1569 (457 amino acids)
Biological process (GO): protein K63-linked deubiquitination; mitotic spindle assembly; attachment of spindle microtubules to kinetochore
Cellular component (GO): nucleus
Molecular function (GO): microtubule binding; polyubiquitin modification-dependent protein binding
Source: RefSeq, a predicted model, not a curated record
CGUCCCAAAAUCAUUUUCUGAGCAUCGGUCUUCCUCUGAAUCGGAGAUAUUUCCACAACCACGCGUGCUCUCUCCGGCGUCUUCCAUGCUUGGGUUGACUGUCAGGACGCCUCCUACAGUUCCCAUAAGACUUUGCGUCAAAACGGCGUACUUCCAACCGCAGGGGUCACCGGGAUUGAUAGGGAUGUUUCCAUCAUGGCGGCAUCCAUUUCAGGUUAUACUUUUAGUUCUGUGUGUUAUCACAGCGCCAACAGCAACUCGGAUCAUGAGGGCUUCCUGUUAGGAGAUGUAAGGCAAGAAGAGACUGUGAGCAUCAGUGACACACAGAUCAGCAGUGCUGAACUGCUACAGGUAGUAGAAAUCCAUCACCAUGAUCCUUGUGCACAGUUGUUUAGCUUUUAUGACUACGCAGGUAAAGUCAAUGAAGAAACUCUCAACAGCAUUCUUAAAGAUAGACGGAAAAAUGUUAUUGGUUGGUACCGGUUCAGAAGGAACACACAGCAGCAGAUGUCGUUCAGGGAACAGAUCAUCCAUAAACAGCUGACCCAGCUGCUUGGUGUGCCCGACCUCGUCUUCCUUCUUUUUAGCUUCAUCUCCACUGCCAACAGCUCCACUCACGCACUGGAGUAUGUGCUCUUCAGACCUAAUCGCAGUAGGUACAACCAGAGGAUUACACUUACAAUCCCAAACCUUGGCAACACGAGCCAGCAGGAAUACAAAGUCUCCUCAGUGCCCAACACCUCACUCAACUAUGCCAAGGUCAUUAAAGAGCAUGGGGCUGAAUUCUUUGACAAAGAUGGUGUCAUGAAGGAUAUCCGAACAAUAUUCCAAGUCUACAGUGCACUACAAGAUAAACUACAGGCUGUGUGUGGCGAGGUAGAACAAAGUGAGCGUGUUAGAGAGAAAAUUCAAGAGGAUGUGAACAAACUCAAACAACAAAUUGCUCUCAGGAAACGCAAGACUGCAGAAGAGGAGAGAAGGCUCCGUGAAGCCCAAAAUGCAGACUCCCAUUCCACUCCAGAGGAGAACACAGAACCUUCUGAGGCUUCCCUACUGUCCAGGAUACCUUUCCCCACACCCUCUGCCCCAGAGCGGCCCAGUACCUCACCUAACCCACCAUCUUACACUGACCUCAUGUCCCAAGAUGACUCUCUGCUGCCCUCUUCUUCCCCACCUACUAGUGCUGCUCUGUUACCCCGGCCACAAGCUGUGGGCUCCCCAGGACACCCUACCCCUGGGCCUAUUGGAAUGGGCUUGGGUCUUGGCCUCGGGCUGGGCCUGGGCCUGGGCCUCAGUGCAAGUUCAAAUCCCGUUACCACUCCCAGCACUCCGUAUCUUGGCAAUGGUGACGGAUCGAGCUCUGACUCAUUAGACAGACAAGCUGCAGGGCAGGAAGACGAUGAAGAUGAUGAUGAUGAUGACGACGAUGAUGAUGAGGACAGUAGCGAAUAUGAGAACUUAGUGAGUGAAGGUGCUCGCCUGCCAAUGGUCUCUGCCAGCGUUUUAGCUCCAGGUCGACCAGCUGCCCUCAGUCCUGACGGGGACGCUCGUGGCUCACAGGCCACAUAGACACAUGUGUAAGAGACACAAAUAUGUGACACACCUUGAGAGGUGGGCAUCUGAAGCAAUCAAAGAUAGGCAAAUACAGACAAAAGAAGUGCCAGUCCUCAAAGUGAAAGGCAUGUGCAAGUGGUGUCCCACUGUGUGUAUUCUUGUCUUAGUCUGAUCUCCAUUUUAAGGGGAAACCUUACUAGGCUUUGCAGGCUUAAACAGGUGCGUCUCACUGGGAGGAAGGUCGUUUGUCUUUGUUUUCUUUCGUAUGGGGCCGGUCUAGGUAUUUAAAUGUGGAUCUGUCUGGUUUCAGGGUGAGAAGUGGAGAUUACAAUUAUUCAGGCCAACUGGUUGGUUAAGAGAUUAGCCAAUGCAUUCUGUAUGUUAAGUGUAUAUCUGUUUCACAUUUGCAGAACCCACUCUUGCAUUACCUCUUGCACAUUUUUUUUUCUAAACAAACCAUCUAUGAAAGUGAAGGGAAAAUAUUCUGCGGCCUUCAAACAAUUUUAAAUGAAGUAGGCAAAUGGUUGUUUACUUUUUAAAUUUAAUAGAGAUAUAUGUAACUAGAAUUUCUUUAAUGUGCACAUUUCUAUCUUUGAUUUUGGACUUGUUUUUUUUUUUUUUCCAUGUUCCACAGUCUUUAAUUAACCGUACCAUUGCCUAUUUAAAUGAUUAGAUUUCAAACAAAUUUACUCUGCCACUUCUAGGAUGUGUGCUUUUAUAUAUACAUAUAUAUUUUGUCAGAUUAACAGUUGAUCUAAUUUGACUGACAGUGUCAAUGUCUUGUUCUUCUUGGAUAACACUGAAAUUGUAUGCGCUUUGCUGCACUUAACAAAAUUUAAGGUUUCUUUAAUAUUAUGCUAUACCAAUGCUGACAUGUUGUGCCACUUGAGUAGUCCUCAUUGACCAGCCUGAGCCAAUAUCAGCUCAGCUCUUUUGCAUUGUAUGGGGUUCACAGGGCAAACAGUGUACUGUAGCUUUACUAACCAGAUGCUUAUGGUUCCCUUCUGCUGCUGCAACACAGAGAGCUACCACUAAAAAAAAUUGCAUCUGUCUGUUCUUCAUAUAAAAACCUGGCUGCUACUUUCACUUUACAGUGCUGGUUUUCUCAAUACUACUGACCAUGUUCAUAUAACCACUUCAAGCUUACUUCUCACUGACAUGUUCUUUAUUAAUAUUAUAAUGGAAGACUGGCACCCCUGUACAGUGUGAAUUGCAACUUUGGGAACAGAGACUGAGCAAUCACCUUCCUGUCUUUGCGUAGUUGAAUGCAAACCUCAUGUUUUGUGACCUGCUUUGGGUCAAUGUAAAGUAUAUGGACCUGGUUUAAUGUGAUGAAAACAUCAUGACCUUGCUUCAGUAUACAGUGCCUUCCACUCAGGGCAGUUUCAGUCUGCACACAAAACACAUUCACAGACCUCUCUCGAGGGAUAAAAUUAUAUUUAAAAAAAAAAAAAAAAAGUACUGUUCUGUGUUUGCAAUAAUCAACUUCCACUUUUUUUUUUUUUUUUUUUUUUUU